GCGGCAAGGGGGCGGUGCUUCCGGCCGGCGGAGGUGGGGCCUGCACCACGCGGUGGGCGGUACUUAGACAGAGACCCCUUUCUCCGGAUUGUGUCCGGGACCCCAAACCCGGGUCGUGAUCCCCCUCCGGCCCGCAGUAUGGCCCGGCACGUAUUCCUGACGGGUCCCCCAGGAAUUGGAAAGACAACUCUGAUCCAGAAAGCCAGUGAGGUUCUGAAGUCCUCCGGCGUGCCGGUCGACGGGUUCUACACGGAAGAGGUCCGGCAGGGCGGGAGAAGAGUGGGGUUCGACGUUGUCACGCUAUCCGGGCUGCGGGGGCCUUUGUCCAGAGUUGGGUCAGAGCCUCCGCCGGGCAGACGGGAGUGCCGAGUCGGGCAGUACGUGGUGGAUCUGCCGGCCUUUGAGCAGCUGGCGCUCCCGGUCCUGAGGAAUGUGGGUUCCGGUGGCGGCCCAGGCUGCAGAGUGUGCGUCAUCGACGAGGUUGGGAAGAUGGAGCUCUUCAGUCAGCCCUUCAUCCAGGCAGUUCGCCAGACGCUGUCCGCCCCGGGCACCGUGGUCCUCGGCACCAUCCCCGUCCCCAAAGGGAAGCCGCUGGCCCUGGUGGAGGAGAUCCGGAGCAGAGCCGACGUGCGGGUGUUCAGUGUCACCAAGGAGAACAGGAACCACCUCCUGCCGGACAUCGUGACGUGUGUGCAGAGCGGCCGGCAGUGAAGGUGAUCGGGUCGCCGCGCCCCUGCACGUGAGGGAACAUGCCGCCCCAGAGUGUCCCAGAGCGGCCUGCUGGGGGCCGCCUGCAGAGGGUCAUGCCCUCCGGUCUCUGAAGCCGUGUGGCCUCGGCGAGCAAGCCUGACAGCUGCUUUCCGUGAAGUGUUUAAAAGAGCGAAUCAGCCGUGAGGCUGGAUCGACUGUAUGAGACUAAUCAUCCAUCAUGGCUUAUAUAUGCCGAGAGUUUUCUGUUUAUUUCUGCUUGCAGUUGUGCGUGUGGUUUGGGUAAAUCAUGAAAUGAGACAUGGCUCUCGGGCACCAGAUGGGGCUCGCCCCCGUGGAAGUCUGCGAAUGUGUUGGGGGCGGGGGAGCUCCCGGCCUCAUCAGCUCUGCGGGCUGUGAGCAGCGGGUCCCUCCCCGGGUGCCCUGCCCAGGUGCCCUGCCGCCCCGUGCAGCGGGAAGUGAUAACAGUUGUUUGAUUUCUGAAAAUUAUUGUUUCAAAAGAAAACGAUUUCAGCCGCCCCCAUCCCUUACUGUUUAUUUGUCUGCUCGUUACUUAAUAAAAUAAAGAUGAAGGUGAUGGUUGGA
Molecule: messenger RNA, 1293 nt
Organism: Phyllostomus discolor (pale spear-nosed bat)
Lineage: Eukaryota; Metazoa; Chordata; Mammalia; Chiroptera; Phyllostomidae
Gene: NTPCR
Product: nucleoside-triphosphatase, cancer-related
Exons: 5
Coding region: 139-711 (190 amino acids)
Molecular function (GO): ribonucleoside triphosphate phosphatase activity
Source: RefSeq, a predicted model, not a curated record